AUGGCGAUGAGGAGAUUCUACAACGAGAUCAAGGGGUUGAAGGUGAAGGAAUUGCCCGACCACAUUAAGCCGAUGCUGUCCGUCGAUUAUGCCAAGAAGGCUGUGCAGAGAGGCUUGGACAACUACCACGCCAAGUACAUCCAGACCAGCUCCGUCGAUCCUCUCCUCCAUGUCUGCUUCGGAGGCAUGAUCUUCUCCUACCUCGUCGCUCUUCCCGAGGAGCGCCGCCACCUCGAGCACGCCAAGCACGCCAAGGAGCACGGCCAUUGACCUCGAUCAUACGAAUGGUUAGUGAGGGCUUUGGGUGUUUCUCCGACAACACAUGGUAUCAUUGUGAUACAAUAAAAUUCUCUUGGCCGUGGGUAUCUUACCUAUUACUUCUGAAAUUUGACCAUUAAAUGAGUUAUCAGGAAUAAACAACGUUUGUCAUUAUGCGGACGGUUACUGAUUUUGUUAUCCGAAUGACUCUGUCUUGCUGCCUCUCACAUUCUUAUUGAUGUUUUGAUUGUCCUACUUUAGUGUUGGUAUUCAGAGGCCUGCAUAUCUAACUGAAUGCUAGUUUGGUUAGGUUUCUGAAA
This is a messenger RNA of Pyrus x bretschneideri (Chinese white pear), 578 nucleotides long. RefSeq lists its product as uncharacterized. The record is from RefSeq and is a predicted model, not a curated record. The transcript has 2 exons. The coding region runs from base 1 to 270 and encodes 89 amino acids. NCBI's taxonomy places the organism in Eukaryota, Viridiplantae, Streptophyta, Magnoliopsida, Rosales, Rosaceae.